UCAUUUUUCUCGUUACCAUGGAGCGUCAGUGGCAAAACCACCACACGUUUCUUGCACUGAUCUCAUCGGUGAGUAAUGAAAUGAGCGCCUAAUCGUUUCAUUGUUUGUAAACAAGAAGAGAACAAUGGGUGAAAUUUAUGAAAAAAUGGAAUCAGUGAAAUCCGACGAACCAGAUGCUAGAGGAUUGUUUGAUGCCUUGAGAAUCUCUGAUGCUCCUCCUACUACUGUUAUAUCUGGUUCUGCUAAAGAUAAAGUUUAUUCUCUGAAUUAUCCUAAGCGAGGAAGAUGCUUGAUUUUUAAUCAUAAAGAAUUUAAAAAGCACACUGGUUUAAAUACAAGAAAUGGAACUGAUGCAGAUGCAGCUAGGUUAUACUGCAAGUUCAGAGAACUUCAAUUUGAUGUGUCAUUGUUUACAGAUUUGAAAGUGGAAGAAGUUAAGAAAGAAAUUAAAAAGGCCAGUAAAGAAGAACAUGGAGAGAACAGUGCCUUUGUUUGUUGUAUAUUAAGCCAUGGUGAGCAAGGAGUUUUAUAUGCUGCAGAUGGAAAGUACACAACUGACACUGUCUUUACUCCUUUCCGAGGUGAUAAUUGCCCUUCAUUAGCUGGCAAACCGAAGAUAUUUUUCAUACAGGCUUGCCAAGGUGAUCAGCUUGAUUGUGGGGUUACAGUUGAAUGUCGUGAAACUACUGAUUCUAAUGAUAGUAAAGAAUUAAAAAUUCCUGUUUGUGCAGAUUUUUUGAUAGUUUACUCAACUGUUCCAGGAUUCUACUCAUGGAGGAAUACUACCCAUGGAUCUUGGUUUAUACAAGCAUUAUGUGAAGCCAUUCAAGAAAACAUUAAAGACUUAGAUUUGUUGUCGAUUUUAACCAUAGUAAACUAUAAAGUAGCUUUCAGUUAUGAAAGUUACACUCCACAUGAGCCUAGUAUGCAUCUGAAAAAGCAAAUACCCUCCGUUAAUUCUACUCUAACUCGAAUGAUAAAGUUCUUUUAAAUUUCAUCAAAGUGCCUAGUGCUUUUGCUACACUAUGUAUUGUCCAUCAACUAUGUUAUUUGUAAUUGUACUUUAUAUUAUUAUAUUUUCAUCAUACUGACACUGUAAACAUAUGAUUUUUUUUUAAUUUAAAAUUAGUAUUAUUUUGUGAAUUGAUUAUAAAGUUAUAAUCAUGAAAUUUACUUUAUCGAAAAACUAUUUUUCUAUAUUAUGAUUUUUAUACUUUAGUUAUUUUAAAUAACUGUCAAGUUAUCUUAUCUUCUCAUUUGUUUUUGAAGCAAUUGAUUCAAUGGUUGAUGAAUAAUUUUGAGUACAAAAUUUGUAGAAACAACCAUUUUGUUUAAUAUAUUUUACUCUGCAGUCUUGUUUUUUCAAUUUUAUUUAUAUUUGUUUUAUAUUAGUACGAAAGAUGUAUAUCUUGUUUGCUAUGAUCUUCAUUUUUGGUAUGUUUUUUUGUUUUUGUUUGUAUUAUACUUAAUAUUAGAGCAAUAAAUAUGUUAACAAACUGAAUACUCUCAAUUUGACUACAACAAUUUAAAGCAAAAAUUAUAUCAAAACCCAGAGAGUUUAACAGAAUCAUUUUCCUAACAAACAUAGUUUUAUUUAAUAAAACUGUGUACAAGAUUGCCAUGAGGUUAAAUAAAAUAAUCAAAGUAUAAAGCAAUACUGAAAAAAAUCAUUGCAAUACUUAAAGAAAGUUUUCUCUCUUAUGCUGUAAUUUUUCUUAUAUUCUUUUAUGUUAUACAAGGCCAACUUAUGCUGUAUAAGACCAUUAUUGUUAUUUGUAAAUUUGGAAUUAAAAUCUAGGAAAAAGUUAAUAAAUUUAUAUAUUGGUUUGUAAUUUAUAAAAUUUUAGCACCUAGAUUUACGUAGUUUUUAUCAGGAAACUUUAAUAUGAAAAAAAAUAAACUGUUUUCUUCUAUCAAAUCAUUCUGAUUUUCUAGAAAUCAAUCAUUAUAAAGAUAGUAUUACUCAUUAAUUUCAUUACACUCCUUGCUUUUUUUGUAAGUUUAAAAAAAAAUACAAAUAAUUAAUGCUCACUUGAUAUUGCUAAACCUACCAAUUUCUCCCCUUUUUAAAUUAUUCGAGUUGCUUGCAAAAACGAAUAGAAGCAGUUUUACAAACCAUGCUUUUCAUGUAAAACUACAAAUACAGAAGUGUAUUUAAAUUAAUGAAUGGUUGGCUAAUUAUAUGUAAUAAUCUGCUCAGUUUUCUUCAAGUUUUUCUUAUUAAUUAAACCAGAUUUUAGAAACUAAUUCCUGAAAUAAAAUAUCUAUAAAUGUUUCCUUCGUACUUUGUUUAAUAAAUCUUUAAACCUGAAAUUCAAAGAUAUAUCUUUAAACUGUAUUUAUCAUUAUUUAUUUUUUGUUGCAAGCCUUUUGUCAGAUUUUUAAAUAAAUAAAUGUUCCAUCAUACUAGAAUCCUAAUGUUUCUGGGUAUUUUGUUUUAUAUUGCUACUAAAUUUAAUACAAAAUUAUUUUAAAUGAAUCAAAAUUUGGAAGAAAAUUUUUCUUUUAAUGUAACAAACUAAAUGUUGAUAAAGCUUAUUUUAAUUUAUUAUAAAAUGUUUAUAAACUAUAGACAUUGCUGGUAUGUAGACAGCAAAUAUGUGCCUACUUUAAUUAUUAAAAACCCCAAAUAUUUCCGACAAAUUAAAAAAAUUCAUCAAUUAUUAUUAGAUUGAAUUCAACUAAAUUAAAACCAAUUGAAGUAAUAAAAGAAUUUUAUAGAUGUUUAGCAACAAAAAAAACUUUUUCCCCCAAUUAUGAUUAUUAUUAUUUAUUUUUUUAUGUAGAAUUUGGCAAAUUACUAUAAUUUUUCGCUUUAAUGUCGAUCCUAACCUUUCCAAAAGAGUUUGACCUCCUAGAGUUUCUAAAUUUUGAAGUCUUCAUGAUAUUUAAAGAAAUUUACAUCUACUCUUCUUUUUUAACUGUUGUAUGUUAAAUAACUUCCACCCAAUCAUAAAAUUGCUCAGUAUUGCAUUAGCUUUCUACAAGUUUUUAGUGAAUGGAAUAUAUUUUUAUAAAAUGGCUUUCUACUUCAUAAACUUUUUUAUACUUCUGCCUUAUAUUGAAAAUGCCAUUUAUAACUUAUACAUUUGAUGGGUAAUGAGAAUGUAUAGAUUAUUUCUGAGGAUCUCUAUUUUGAAUGCACUUGUAAAAAGUAUGUUUUUUUUAUAAUGAUAUUGUCAUGAAAAGUACUGAAAUAGGAAUAAAUAUGCCUUUUAUACUGAUAUUGUAAAUGUAAAGUACAGAGUUAGAAAUCAAUAUGAAUUUUAUAUUGAUAUUGUAAUGGUUCUAUGGAGUUCAAAAUAAACAUAUUGAUACAAUCUGA
This is a messenger RNA of Parasteatoda tepidariorum (common house spider), 3325 nucleotides long. Its product is annotated as caspase drICE. The record is from RefSeq and is a predicted model, not a curated record. Gene Ontology annotation, biological process: proteolysis; apoptotic process; positive regulation of neuron apoptotic process. Gene Ontology annotation, cellular component: cytoplasm. Gene Ontology annotation, molecular function: cysteine-type endopeptidase activity. Lineage: Eukaryota; Metazoa; Arthropoda; Arachnida; Araneae; Theridiidae.